Molecule: messenger RNA, 2867 nt
Organism: Trichoplusia ni (cabbage looper)
Lineage: Eukaryota; Metazoa; Arthropoda; Insecta; Lepidoptera; Noctuidae
Exons: 7
Coding region: 694-1857 (387 amino acids)
Source: RefSeq, a predicted model, not a curated record
AAAUAGUUCGGCUAGUGGUUAAGUAAUACACCUACAAUCCUUCGUUCAAAUUUUUUUACCAGUCGCACCCUAAAGAAUAAUUAAAAAGCAUUCAUUUAUAUUACCGGUAAUCUAAACUUACUCGAAUUCGUUUGCCGUAACCCACCACUGAUAAAAAGGUUUUUAAUGGCGGGUGCAAUGUGGUUUGUUCUCACGUCAAACGUCACUGAUAUGACAUCCGAACAUUUGUAAUACAACAAUGGAUCCUUUUACCUCUGAGAGGCAUUAAAGACCAACAGGGGGUGAGUUCGGGUGCUUUAUAAUAGAGUAGCGGGUAAUGGUAACACACGAUUACUUUCGUCCCAGGCAAUUAAUUCGAAGUGUGAAGUGCCUUAUUAAGGCAUUUAAAACUUUUAAUUAUUAUCAAUUUUGUGUUACACACAAUGAAAUCGUAUUUUUAUAUCUUUUUCUGUACAAUACUUUCUGUAUGGUCUACAAAGGAUUUCAGAGCUUAAAUAUUGAUCACGCUAAUUUCAGAAACAUGUUUUGCAAUUAAUUAAUUGAUUUAAAAUAAAAUCUGCCUUAAUUCAAUUAAAGACGAUGUUAUAGGGACAGAAGGAAGAAGAUCACGUGUCGCGGGCCCAGUUAGUUAUAAAAAAACAUGAAUUCUGGCACCUCUAUAAAAUAAUGUAAAUAUUUGGUGAAUCAUCUUCAAUGUUUGAAAAUGAAUUAAAUGUAAAUGAUUUUCUUCGCUCUGAUCUUAUGCCCACGUAUUUUAUGGUGGAAGGUGAGAGCGUUGGAACAAAUAAGUCUGUACUUGAUGCGGUAGGACCACCAGUAAAUGGAUCAAUCGAUGCAGCACUUUCAACGUUGGCUUUCCAUAGGAAAAUGAUGAACGAAUACCAAUGUCGGAAUUACAUAGCUGAACAAAUAUUGGAAGAAAUGGGAAAGAAUGUUCUACAAGACAGGCUCGGGAAACCGUUUAGUGAUGGAAAAGAGAACAGUCUUAUGAGGAAACAAGAUAUGAGGAAUAACGUUAUGUUUGACGUCGGAUCCGCAAAUUAUCAUGAAUGGCUGGCUAAAGUGGCGGCAUUCAAUGACGUAUAUAAUACCGCUAAUCCCAACCCCGGCGCCGCAGGAGUGGGUAAUACUUCAGAUGUUAUAGCACCAGGGUCAGGGCAAACCCCGACGCUGCAGACUAGAGAUGGCUAUGAGGUAUAUGAAGGGACAGAGCCAUUUACCGGCUAUGCCAAUUCUGGAGUACCGGCGCAUGAUGUGUCUAAGUAUAGUGGUUACGAGUACUCGAUGCCGCCGCCCCCGCCGCCGCUGUACCACCACUCUUCGGGGGUGCAACAGACCCAUGUCGUCGAGGAGUACGCGGUAGAUCGUGACAGUCACGGCCUGGGUCUCGCGGAUCUGUUUGAAAUAUCACUCACUGGCAUCGCCUUUUUGUCUUUUGGCAUGUUCGUGCUCCAAGUCCUAAUGUGUAUUACCAUGAACCCCCAACAACCUCAAGUUAUGCAGAUGGUGGACAACAGCGGCGAUACCGUGAACGUUGACGACGGGUUUCGGUUUAAGAGGGACACACAUGAGCAGCGGCCCUCAGUUCCCGCGGUGAACUUGAUGGCUCGUUAUGCCUUACUUGCAUUGCGUCCGCGGUCAACACCUUGUCUGUACCGAGCUUUAUGUGUUGGAAAUAAGAAGGCGAGGGAUUUCCGCGACGGCAACUGGUAUUGGUUGCCAGUUUGGCAUGCAGGCGUGGCGUGGACGCGCGGCGGGGCGCUGGGCGCGCUCAGAGCGGCCGCCUUGGGCCUGGGCGGUGCCAACUGCGACGAAUACUACCCGCCCGCACAUUGCGCAAGAGUGACCGAUACGUGAUUGAUCAUUUUGUGUCUAAUUUGUUUGUUUUCUACUCUGAUUGUUUCGUUGUUCAUGUGAAUUACUUGUAGAAUUAGUAUUUGCCUCGACUUCUUGUUGGCUUUGUUCUGUUUACGUUUUUCCAAAGUAAAUAUUCAUUGCUAUCCAGUUUUUGCAAUUUAAGAAAAAAAAUCCACUAUUAUAAAGUCAAUUAAAGUUCAUUAUACAUACAUACUUUUUGAUGUAACAACCGUAUUGUUUUGUAAAACUACCACUUUACCUUAGGUUAUGUAGAGAAAUCAUUGGUGUUAGACAAAAAAAAAUAUCAAUCAUAUGAUUAUAAUAAUACUUUAUUGCAGAUUGUAUUGCUUUAACGUAAUAACAUCUAAGUAUUUACACUUACAUUUAUAAUACCAAUUAACAUUACAUUAAACUUAAUGCCUAAUCAUUAAAGGUAGGGAAUGUAUGAAAUAUCUUGAUUAAAAGUUCGUUACGAAGUGUUAGGUAAACAUGAUGGUAUUUGCUGUCGAAGCUUUUAUUUCGACACAAAAUGAAAGCUAAAGACCCUUCUACCGGUCAUUAAUAUUCGUUGCAUGAAGUAUUUCACACCAUUGAUUUAGGACGAUACAUAUGAAGUGACAAAAGUGGCAAGUUAAGUAACUAUGUACUGUUCGUACAACAAACAAAAUAGUUAACACGCUAUUAACAAAACCAAAAUAGAACAUGACUGAAGCUAGAAGAGCAAAAUAAUAAAACAAUAAAAUGUCCAACUAAUAAUAAAAUAACAUUUGUUUUACGUGCUGUUUGUUAUAUUAUGGCUUUCUGAUCGGAGAAUUUAUUUUUAACAUGAAUAUAUGUACUUAAUACAAUAAUAAUUAGAAAAAUACUGUCUUACUUAGUUUUUAACCCGACCUUGUAGCAUUCUGAUAAGCAUGGGCUUUUGAAGCGAUGUCCUUGCGCUGCGCUGCGUCAUGAAAGCUUCAUCUGAUGUUUCAAGGGAGAUCUUAUACUAUUACAUUAGGAAAUACUGU